Molecule: messenger RNA, 885 nt
Organism: Lathyrus oleraceus (garden pea)
Lineage: Eukaryota; Viridiplantae; Streptophyta; Magnoliopsida; Fabales; Fabaceae
Exons: 2
Coding region: 1-885 (294 amino acids)
Source: RefSeq, a predicted model, not a curated record
AUGUACCCCUCUCCUGAGGUUGAACAACAUAGUGAGAAGAAUGAUGAUUCCUCCAGUUCUGAGAAGGAUAUGGCUGCUGAAGGUUUGUACUCCCUAGGGCAAACUGUGUCUGGUAAAGGAAAAUUUGUGGCAUCUAAAACUGCCAAUGCUUCCUAUUCUGAGAACCAUGAUGUUGCAAACGAUGUGAUUGACCUAGAGGAUGAGAGAAAAGGAAGAUCUAUAGCUGAACUGAUGUCAGCUAGAACAGCUAAGAAGGCUACUGGUGUUGGUCCUUCCAAAUAUUGGAGCAAUGUUGAAGUGAAGAAGAGGAAGGUUAGACAAGUUUCUAAGUCUGAAGAGGAUGUCGAGGAAAAUGUCCCUGACAUCUCUCCUGUGAAGAAGACCCCUAUGAAGAAGUCCCAUGUGAAAGUUGUUGCUGUGCAUUUGGAUAAUAUUGCUUUCCAUCAUGAGGAUGGAGCUGCCAAAUGGAAAUUUGUGAUUCAAAGAAGGGUGGAUGUGGAAAGGGAGUUAGGAAAAGAUGUUGUUGAAGUCAAGGAGGUCAUGGACCUGAUAAAGACUCUUGGGUUAAUGAAGACUGUGGCUGGGUUCUCUCAGUGCUAUGAGGGUUUAGUUAAGGAAUUCAUUGUCAACAUUCCUGAGGAUAUUGCUGAUAAGAACAACAAUGAAUUUUGCAAAGUGUUUGUGAGAGGUAAGUGUCUCACAUUCUCUCCCACUGUCAUUAACAAUUUUCUGGGAAGAAGAGUUGAGGGUGCAUGUGAAUUGGAAGCUACAGACAAUGAGGUCUAUAGAGAAAUUACAGCAAGGCAGGUGAAAGGGUGGCAUAUUAAAAAGCAUCUUCCUGCUGGGAAGUUGACUGUCAUGUAUGCAAUAUUGCAUAAAAUAUGA